GCUGGGAAUCUCACCUCCCUUCCCUACCCACGGGGGUCCCUCCUCGCAAACCCCGCACGCCACUGGGGAGGUGCUUGCAACGGAUACAAACCCCCUGCCCGGCUGGGAACCCCCCUCGCUCUUCCCGGGCCAGACCCUUUCUAUGUGGAGCCCGUUUCAAUGGACGUGCCCCGGUGCGCCGCUGCUGCUGCUGCUUAGGCGAUCGGCAGGCUCCUAAAGGUUGACCAUGGUGGCCGCCAUCCGCUCCCUGCUAGCGCUGCUGCUGUACCAGGUGCUGCUGGGCGGCUCGGCCGGGCUCAUCCCGGAGGUGGGCCGGCGGCGGUUCAGCGACUCCGGCCGCGCAGCCCCGCAGGAGCUGCUGAGCGAGUUCGAGCUGCGCCUGCUCAACAUGUUCGGGCUGAAGCGGAGGCCGAGCCCCAGCAAGAACGCCGUCAUCCCGCCCUACAUGCUGGACCUGUACCGCCUGCAGGCGGGCCAGCAGCUGGGCCACUCCGCCCCGGGCUCCCCGCUGGAGAGAGCCGCCAGCCGCGCCAACACGGUCAGGAGCUUCCACCACGAAGAAGCUUGGGAAGAGCUCCCAGAAGCAAGUGGCAAAACAACACGGCGUUUCUUCUUCAAUUUAACUUCCAUCCCUAAUGAGGAGUUUCUCACCUCGGCUGAACUUCAGAUUUUUCGGGAGCAGGUGCAGGAAACCUUUGAGAACAAUAGCAGCUACCAUCACCGUAUUAAUAUUUAUGAAAUUAUAAAGCCAGCCACAGCCACUUCUAAGGACCCUGCCGCAAGACUUUUGGACACCAGGUUGGUGCAUCAGAAUGCAAGUAAAUGGGAAAGCUUUGAUGUAACACCAGCUGUAAUGAGGUGGAUUGCACAUAGACAGCCUAAUCAUGGGUUUAUAGUAGAGGUGGUUCACUUGGACAAUGAGAGCAGUGUUUCCAAGAGGCACGUUAGGAUUAGCAGAUCUUUGCAUCAGGAUGAAGAUAGCUGGUCUCAGCUCCGGCCGUUGUUAGUAACUUUCGGCCAUGAUGGCAAGGGACACCCUCUCCAUAAAAGAGAGAAACGCCAAGCGAAACACAAACAGCGCAAACGCCACAAAUCCAGUUGCAAAAGACAUCCUUUGUAUGUGGACUUCAAUGAUGUAGGGUGGAAUGACUGGAUUGUUGCCCCACCAGGAUAUGGUGCCUUUUACUGCCAUGGGGAAUGCCCUUUUCCAUUGGCAGAUCACCUAAACACCACAAACCACGCCAUUGUUCAGACUUUGGUCAAUUCCGUGAAUUCCAAAAUCCCUAAGGCUUGCUGUGUUCCGACGGAACUGAGUGCUAUUUCAAUGCUCUACCUUGAUGAGAAUGAAAAAGUUGUAUUAAAGAACUAUCAAGAUAUGGUUGUGGAGGGUUGUGGGUGCCGCUAAAUAUAUUAGACAAAUACAAAAAAAGCUGACACUUUAAUAUUUCCCAAUGAAGACUUUAUUUAUGUAAUGAAAUGGAAAGAAAAAAUACAACUAUUUUGAAAAUUAUAUUUAUGUCCACAAAAAGUUUGGGGAAAACAAAUAUUUUAAUCAGAGAAUUAUUCCUUUAAAGAUUUUAAAUGUAUUUUAGUUGUACAUUUUUAUAUGGGUUUAAUCCCAGCACAUGAAGUAUAAUGGUCAGAAUCUUAUUUUGUAUUUAUUUACUAUUAUAACCACUUUUUAGAAGAAUAGCUAAUUUGUAUUUAUAUGUAAUCAAAAGAAAAAUAUAGGGUUUGUACAUAAUUUUCCAAAAUUGUAGCUGUUUUAAUUGUGUGUAUUUAAAUUGAAAAGAAUACAUGGAAGGUUACUAUGGCAAAGUGCAUAGCACAUUUGCUUUCUGCUGUGCUACUGUUAAGGUCACAAGUUCAAGUCCAGAAAAAAGUGGAUAAUCCACUCUGCUGACUUUCAAGAUUAUUAUAUUGUACAAUUCUCAGGAAUGCUGCAGGGUGGGCUGUCCAAUCCAUGAGAACUGGCAUCCUCUUUAGGUGGAACAUUUGGAUAAGAACCAGACAUUGCUGAUCUAAAAUCCUGCUAUUCCCAACUCAUUUGCAGAGUGAAUACAAGCAGGGCCAAUAGAAAUCUUUAGGAAAAAAGGCUGAACUCUUCUUAGACCUACAGAACAGUUGAAUGUUUGUCAUUCUUCUUUUACUAGUCCUCUCAUUUAAAUCCUUAUCCUGGCCAAAUAUUAAAUAAUAAAAUAUUUAUUUCUUGUGUGUGGUGAUAUGCUAAAAAAAGAACAAUUUUAUUUCUUCUGGCCCUUGUCUAACAGUUGGGAAUACAAUUACUUUUUUCUUACCUCAAAUGAGAGCUCAUUUUAUGUGGAAUGCUAUAGAGAACUAAUCUUCAAACUUUACCCUAAGUACAGCAAACUAUUGUUAUCUGUAGGCUCUAUCUACUUCCAACUGCUGGUUUUGCUGACUCUGGAAGUAGUUUUGUCUUUCUUUCCAGGCUCUUUUUUUUUUUU
Molecule: messenger RNA, 2465 nt
Organism: Chelonoidis abingdonii (Abingdon island giant tortoise)
Lineage: Eukaryota; Metazoa; Chordata; Testudines; Testudinidae
Gene: BMP2
Product: bone morphogenetic protein 2
Cellular component (GO): extracellular region
Molecular function (GO): cytokine activity; growth factor activity
Source: RefSeq, a predicted model, not a curated record